AUGGAGUGGUUAUUGAUAUUUGUUUUUUAUUUGAUUGAUUUGGGUGGAAGCCUCGGGGUCCUUCCUUUUUUGGGGAUCAGUGAGGUGGACUAAAAUGUUUUUAAAAAUGUAACUUUGUUUAUGUUUUUGAUAUAUUAAAAGAUUUUUAAAAAAAAGACACUAGGGGCGCUGUGUGGGUAAAACAAGGAAGCAAAAGAGCUACGAAAUUGUUUGAGAGAAAUUCGACGAAAAAGUGAAUUUUGAGCAGUGAUCAGUUGGGUUUGUCUGGUCGAAAAACCCCCCCUACAGUACAGCUGUUGGGGGAGAACAGUAAACAAGGAGAACGAUGGCUGGGAAGCCUGAAACAUCUAAAGAUAGCAGCGUGCAUUCAGGAAUGCUAGGAAUGCAGUUCGGGAAAGGCUGGAAGCCGGAAUUGGAGGAGGUGGCCGCAGCGGAGGUGAAGAGUGACUUAAAUGAAGUAGAAAAACAAAAAGAAAACCGACAGUUUAGAGGAGAUUAAAGAGAAGAAUAAGCUGGUGGAGACAGAAGAAAGGAAAAAAAUGGAAGAGGGGAGUUUAAACCUCGGCUCCGCGGACAUAGCCGCCGCUGCUGUGGUGGAAGAAAUAGCGAGUGACAGCGAGGCAGCUGGAACGGAGGAGAAAGAAGCAGAGAAGCUGAGAAACACAACGGUUGCACUGCAGAGGACUCCCCAAGCUAAAAAAGCAGAGGGGGAGGCGGAGGGAAGGAGGAAGGCAGGAGAAGGUACGUCGGGAGAGAAGAUGUCAGCGGGGAGAAAGAACCCGGAAAUGAAGGGUGGAGCGGAGCAGAGAAAAAGGAGAACGACGCUGGAAAUGAGAGUGGAAAGGAGAAAGGCGGUGGAGGAAUCCCCAGAGAUGAAAGAAAGGGAGAGGAGGAAGGAGGACGGCCCAACGAUGAAAGAAAGGAGAAAAAUAAAGAUGAAAAAAGGCAGCGGGAGACGGAGAGAAGGAGGCGGCGGGGGAAGAGUAUAGACAGGAGCUCACGCUGAAAGUGUCAAUGGAAGGAGUAAAUAUAAUUCUCACAAUGAUGGACAUGCUGAUAGGGGUGCAGGAGCAGUGUGGAAGAGUGCUGGCAUGCAGGAUGAGGGGGGUGAGAGAAUAUGAGAUAACAAUGAAGACGGAGGAGGGGAGAGAUUCACUGCUGGAGGGUGUUAGAGUGAAGGGAGUUUUGAUAAGCGCUAGGAAACUAAGUGAGAAUGAGGUGACAGUCUCAUUCAUGUAUUUACCUGCGUACAUUGGGGAUGGCGUAAUAUUAGAGAGAUUACGGGAGUGGGGGGUGGAGCCAGUGUCGAGGAUUCAUAGGAGGAAAAUCCAGGGGACACAGGUGGCUGACGGGACCAGAUAUUUGAGAGUAUUAUUAAAAGGGGAGGUGCACUCCCUCCCUUACUCAACAAAAUUAAGGGUGGCUGGAGGGGAGGAAUAUUUCAGCGUAAAGCAUGAUGGGCAGAGGCAGGUAUGCAGGAAUUGCCUAAAACCAGGGCAUAUCUACAGGGAGUGCCCGAUGAUUAAAUGUUACAAGUGUAAGGGGGAGGGGCACCGGGCAAGGAGAGAUGGGUGGGAAGAGAAGCGCGGAGGCAUGGGUGGUGAGGGAUGGAGCGAGGAGUUCCCCCCCCGGCGGGCCCUUAACCAGGGCCACCCCCAACCUGCCCUCAGAAGCCCCAAAAAACCCCUCCUCGCAACCCCCCCACCCACCCCUAUGAGUGAGGGAGAGGAAGAGGCGGAGCCAGAAGAGAAAGGAGGUGCCGAUGACACGAGGAAGAAAGGAAGAGCAAGGUCAGAAAGUGGUGAGGAGGAGGAAAAGAGUGAAGAGGAGAUGGAGGGAGAAAAAGGCCCUUGGAAUAUGACCAAGAAAGAGAGAAAGAGAAGAGUGCACGAUGAGAAGAAGAGAGUGAAAAAGAACGGUAGCAGUGAUGAUGAGGCGGCUGGAGGAGCUGGAGCAGUGGAAAUGGAUGAAGCAGAAGGAGAAAGGAAAGAGCCAGAUGGAUUGUGGCCUGGAGCUGGAAGACCGAAUCAACCAAGGCCAAGGGUUGAGGAGGAGGGAAAGAGGAGCGGAAAACAGCUUAAAAGACCAAAAAGAGCGACAACAACGGAGGGAAGACGGGUGCAGAAGGAGGAAUGGGCUGAGAUGACUGCAGCUGGAAAGGCUGCAGCGGCUGCGACGGACAAAGAAAAAGGAUGCAUAUUUCAAUCCAAGAGGGGAGAUCCUUGCCGGACCUUCAACGGUGCACGACUUGUUGCAACGACUUUCACUGCCCGUUCUGUGUCUCUGGUUUGUUCUCUCCAACCAAACACAGCCAGGUCAAAAGCCAUCUAGAGAGCCACUUCCACCGUGCAGUUCUCCAUGAAGGUAAAGUUAGCAAACAUUCUCUUGUGAAAUGCAAAUGGAGUUGCAAUGUGUCUGCAUUACAAGCAGCCUGAAUGUUAUGAUCAGUUCCAUUUGAGCAAUACAUCAAAACAAGUCCUAUGAUUUGUUUGUGGUGACCAGUUACUUGAUCCAGAUGUUUGGUAUUCAUAAUUUACACUUUUAAAUAAUAUGAUCACAAAAUAAUAAUACUACAAUUCUAUGUUCUUAUGUUUAAGGGUAUACCAUUCACAGAUGUGCAUUAAAUUGCCGACCGGUAUAUAAUUUCCACUGCAGCUACUGCCAAUCCAUGCUGGCGCGCAAAUCAGACUUUGUAAAGCACCUGGCUUUGUGCAAGGCGAAGCACUCUGCCAUAACCCCAUCAUCCCAGAUCCAUCAACGCCCAUCAUCCCAGAUCUAUCAACGCCCAUCAUCCCAGAUCUAUCAACGCCCAUCAUCCCAGAUCCAUCAACACCCAUAAUGCCUGUCAUCCCAGAUCCAGCAAUCCCCAUCAUCCCAGAUCCAUCGAUCUGAAUUGUGCACCAAUGCCUUAGCCUUUCCCUAUGCAAGACUUUAGAUGACGUCUUGUUCUUAUUGUUUCAAAGGCAUGGCCAAAGGUUUGCUUUCUGGACUCUGGAGGCCAGAAGCUUGCUGGAGGGAACCCUUCAGCCAAUAUUCAGAGUGCCACGCCUCACCCCCAGUGAAGAAACAGCAGACCCCGCCUCACCCCCAGUGACUGACCAAUCCGAUUUAAAGCGUACUCUGUAAUCGUAUCAUUCUUCCAGCUGUAUACUUCCCUGCUGAAUAUAUUUACUGCUUACCGUAUAUAUAAUAUCUUAUUUAUAUCUACUAAUUGAUGUUUGUUUUUGCACUGCUGUUAAGAUGCUAAACUUCACUUUGUUAAUUAAGGUAAUUAAGGUGAAUCUAAUUGUUACGUUCCCACUUGGCUAGGGUACAAACGGGAAACGACACGACCAGAUUGGAUUUGGUAUAUUUGUUACCGGUGGUUUUAUUGUCACUGAAACUAGGCAAAAUGAUGGUCACACAGAUUGGCCCCACAACACGGGUCAAUCUGUCACUAGAAUACAACACAAAGGGUCUCCAAAAGAGAGUUGCCCCGCUAUAGAAAGAAAAACAAAUCUCACUACUCAAGUGGAAACAAGCAAUAAACAAAACGGGACUGUGGAAACACACAGCUGGUGCGGGUUUACAGGUGCUAAUCACCUGGCUCUACGCAAUAUCCACUCACAGGAACGCUGGUCUACAGGUGCUAAUCAACCUGGAUCUAAGCAGUAUAAACACACAGGAAUGCUGGUCUACAGGUGCUAAUCAACCUGGAUCUAAGCAGUAUACACACACACCAAAAUCCCUACGCUAACACAGAACCCGACGACACACUGCUACUCAGUGUGCUCGCCUAGAACCCUACUAUAGACACUGCUAAUCAGUGGAGCUAAUACCAAAGACACAUGCUAAAUCUCAGAAUUCACAGAAUGAAGGCUUAUCACAAGGAUAGGGUUGAGGCAUCUGACACAAAAUACAGAGCAUCCCGACUGUUGUCCGUGCUCAGCCUUUAUACUCCUCCCCCUGAGCGGUCCGGACGGCCAAUGACAGCAGAGGAACUGCACAGCUCAUUUACAUACACAAACAGACUUAAGCUCACAAGGUAGCAGCGGCUGUAACACUAAUCCACUUAAUUUAAUCAGUGCCAGGUAAGGCUACCUAAUGGCGGGGAAUUACAGCUCUUCUUACAAUUGACGCAAGGAACAAUUAGUUUAAAUCACAUUGACCUACAACGCUAUUUAAAGCAUCGUCAAUAUAUCACAUUUUACUCUGUAUUCCUGUUAUUACACAAAGGUAAAACAGCCUGACUGAUACUGGAUUAUUUAGGCAAUAACAAUCAUAUACAACUGACGUAUAAUAUGAGCUCUGCCAAAACUGCCUGACAGCAGACCCCCAGUGUGGAAAUUCAAAUAAAUAAAAAUGUAUUCUGAACUGAAAUGCCUCUCGGUCAAACUGCUUGUUUAUCUUUUGCAGGCUGGUGCAUGAACACACUAACAGUUGUUUUUCAGUAAUCUAGCACCUCUUCGAAGACACCUUUGAUUUAUUAAUAAUAAUAAUGAAACGAGAAUUAUGAUACUGUAGAAGGAACAGUGUUUAACAGUGUUGUUUUCUUUUAACAAAAACAUACCCAAAAAUAAAUUAACAGUGUUGUUUAAUAUACAUUAA
This is a messenger RNA of Gymnodraco acuticeps, 4587 nucleotides long. RefSeq lists its product as uncharacterized. Gene Ontology annotation, molecular function: nucleic acid binding; zinc ion binding. The record is from RefSeq and is a predicted model, not a curated record. Bases 1015 to 2331 code for a protein of 438 amino acids. The transcript has 2 exons. Gene Ontology annotation, biological process: viral capsid assembly. Lineage: Eukaryota; Metazoa; Chordata; Actinopteri; Perciformes; Bathydraconidae.